AUGGCGGCUCGGUGGUCAACCCUUCUCACUGCUGCGGCGACUCUCUGCCAGUCCACUGUCGCAGAGCCCGUCUUUCGGGAUAACAUCUCCUUCAAGGGCCCCUUUGAAGUCGAGAGCAAUGGUAUCCGGAACAUUAACAUUGACUACAAUGGUUCUCUAGAUGGCGAGCUCGCUAUUGUCUAUGGUGCUUGCGACAUCAAGACACCUGCGGACGCCCACCACAAGAUCGGUCGGACGCACAUUGGGUCUCACCCGGCGGCCAAGCGCCACUUGGAGUGGACCGACCAGAGACCUACCAAGUUCGUCUGGAUGGUUCCCGAGGAUGUCACCUCCGGAUGUCUGCAUGCCUUUGUGGACAACCAGCUCGUCGGACGCUCCGCGGAGCACACCGUCAAGAGCCGUAAGAUGAGGAAGCGAGCCACAUUCGCUGACUCCACCGACCCCAUGGGUCCUUGGUUUGAUGGUGUCGAGUAUCUGAAGCAGAAGCAGCCCGACGAGGUCUUCGUCGCAUCUGUCAAGAACAAGACAUUCGGUAUCUUGGGAGCUGGUAUCUCCGGUCUGCACACUGGUCUACUGCUCGACUCCGUUGGCAUUCACAACUGGAAGAUCCUCGAGUCUUCCGACAGGCUUGGCGGUCGCAUUCACACCACCUACCUGAACGGAACUUCACCACAGGACGGCCAGCAUCAUGAACUUGGACCCAUGCGUUUCCCGCACUCUAUCCAUGAUGCCGAGACCAACGAGACAUACCCCAUCAACGACCAGAAGAUGAUCUACCAACUGGCCGACGUUCUCAACGAGAUCAACAAGGAUGCCGACCCCUCUCUGCAAGUCAAGUUCAUCCCUUGGAUCCAGGUGUCCGACAACGCUCCUGUCGCGACCAAGGAGCGUCGCCCCGAUGGCACCGUUCCGGGCCGCAAGGAGAUCGCGGCCAACCCUGCCCUGCAGAGCAACACCACGUACUCCAACGCCACUGCUGUGAAGGAGGCCAUCCAAGCUCUGGACGACUUCAAGGACCUGACCCCGGAGAAGGCCAAGUUCUACGCCACCAACGUCUUCCAGGCUCACAAGCAAGCCGUCGAGCAGGGCAUGUUUGACUUCAGCGAGGUCGAGUACCUGAGGUACAUCAUGAAGACCGAUCUGAACGUCACCGACGAAGCCACUCCCUCCAACGUCGUCUGGCCCAUGUGGGAGUUCGAGACCGUCUACUUCAUGGCGAACGAGUGGCGCACCGUGGACGGCGGCAUCAGCCGUCUCCCCGCUGCCUUCGAGAACAUCGUCAAGGACCGCAUUUCCUACAAGACCAAGGUCUUCAGCGUCAAGUACAACGAGGAGGCCAAGAACGUCAACGUCACCUGGCGCCCGACCGGUGGCAACCCCUGGUCGAAGAACACCACGACCGAGACAUUCGACUACAUCUUCAACAGCGUCCCCCUCAACGUCCUCAAGUACUGGAAGAUGCCCCCCCACUCCAGCCUGCUGCGUCGCGCCAUCGAGCGCACCGUCUUCCUCGGCGCCGUCAAGGUCGCCAUGCAAUACAAGACUCGUUUCUGGGAGCACCUCGAGCACCCCAUCAUCGGCGGCUGCGGACGUACCGACAUCUACGGCAUCGGCCAGAUCUGCUACCCCUCUUACAACAUCAACAGCACCGGUCCCGGUGUCAUGCUGACUUCGUACGCCCCCGACGCGGAUGCCGUCGUCGCCUGCUCCAUGCCCGUCGAGGAGCACAUCGCCUACAUCCAGGAGGCGAUGGUCGAGAUCCACGGACCUAUCGCCGACGAGAUGUGGACCGGUAACUAUGAGCGUCACUGCUGGGAGCAGGAUGAGCACCACGCCGGUGCUUUCGCCGUCCCCAUCGUCCCCCAGCAGCAGCUCUACCUGCCUGCCUUCUGGCAGACCGAGUUCAACACCGUCUUCAUCGGUGAGGCUACGAGUUUCACCCACUCUUGGGUCUUCAGCGCUCUGGAGAGUUCCACUCGUGGAACCGUGCAGAUGCUGCUUGAUUUGGGUCUGGUGGAUGAAGCCAAGGAGAUCACUCGCACAUGGAUGGCGAGAUGGAUCAGCGUUUAG
Colletotrichum karsti is the source of this 2070-nucleotide messenger RNA. Its product is annotated as L-amino-acid oxidase. Gene Ontology annotation, biological process: amino acid catabolic process. NCBI's taxonomy places the organism in Eukaryota, Fungi, Ascomycota, Sordariomycetes, Glomerellales, Glomerellaceae. Gene Ontology annotation, molecular function: L-amino-acid oxidase activity; polyamine oxidase activity. The transcript is spliced from 2 exons. The record is from RefSeq and is a predicted model, not a curated record. The coding region runs from base 1 to 2070 and encodes 689 amino acids.